Molecule: messenger RNA, 1657 nt
Organism: Aspergillus candidus
Lineage: Eukaryota; Fungi; Ascomycota; Eurotiomycetes; Eurotiales; Aspergillaceae
Product: FAD-binding oxidoreductase
Exons: 1
Coding region: 93-1610 (505 amino acids)
Biological process (GO): steroid metabolic process
Cellular component (GO): membrane; cytoplasm
Molecular function (GO): Delta24(24-1) sterol reductase activity; FAD binding
Source: RefSeq, a predicted model, not a curated record
UCCGCUUGGGUGGAUUUUCUUUGACUUCCAACUCUCCAUGCUGGUCAUUCUUCCCCAGGUCACUCUCUUACUUUUCUUGGAGAACGGUCGGGAUGUUAGCCCAACACCGACAGGCGGUUGGCCAAAUUGCUGCCAAAGUCCGACAAUUCUAUGACCGCAAAGAGCCUUUUCGGAUUUCUCAUGGCUCCACCAACAGCACUCGACCGCGUCGCCCGGGGCACGCGCUCGACAUCAGCAAGCUGGCCAAUGUCCUAGAGGUCAAUGCAAAGGCGCGGACCGCGCUGGUCGAGCCGAAUGUCCCUAUGGAUCGCCUGGUCGCGUCCACUUUGAAGUACGGGCUGGUGCCGCCCGUGGUCAUGGAGUUCCCCGGCAUCACUGUCGGCGGCGGGUACGCUGGCACGGCGGGGGAAAGCAGCUCGUUUCGCCACGGGUUCUUCAAUGAUACGAUCAACUCUGUGGAGAUGAUUCUGGCGAAUGGCGAGAUCACCCGGGCGUCCCCGACGGAGAACUCAGAUCUCUUCUACGGGGCCGCUGGUGCCGUGGGCAGCUUGGGGAUCACUACCAUGGUGGAGCUGCAGCUGAUCGAGGCCAAGAAAUACGUCAAGGCGACCUAUCAUCGAAAGGGCAGUGUGGCUGAGGCGAUCAAGGAUAUCCAGGCGGAGACGACCAAUGAUGCGUACGAUUAUGUGGACGGGAUGCUUUUCUCAAAAGAACACGGUGUGGUGGUCACGGGGGAGAUGACCAACGAGAAGCCUGACGACACCAAUCUGCAGACCUUCAGCGAUCCCUGGGAUCCGUGGUUCUAUCUCCACGUCAAGGACAGAACCAAUGCCAGCCCUUCCCCCGUCACCGAAUUCAUCCCGCUGGCCGAGUACCUCUUCCGCUAUGACCGAGGCGGCUUCUGGGUCGGCGCGUCCGCGUUUGACUACUUCAAAUUCCCCUUCAACCAGUAUACCCGGUGGUGGCUCGAUGACUUCUUGCACACGCGCAUGCUGUACAAGGCACUCCAUGCCAGCGGAGAAUCCAGCCGCUACAUCGUGCAGGACCUGGCGUUCCCCUAUUCGACGGCCGAGCAGUUUAUCAACAAGGCCACCGACUCCUUCGGCAUCUGGCCCCUGUGGCUGUGCCCGCUGCGCCAGACGCCCCCGCCCACGAUGCACCCCCACACGGGCGAGGUCGAAGCCGACGGCAGCCCGAAGCCCAUGCUCAAUGUCGGGCUUUGGGGCUGGGGCCCGACGGAUCCCAACACCUUUAUCUCUGCUAACCGUGAGCUCGAGCAUCAGAUCCGGAGCCACGGGGGCAUGAAAUGGCUGUACGCUCACACCUACUACCCGGAGAACGAGUUCUGGAGCAUGUUCGAUCGCCCGUGGUACGACGCGCUGCGGGAAAAAUACUCGGCUACCAGUCUGCCCAGUGUCUAUGACAAGGUCAAGAUCGAUACGCAACGGACCCGUCAGGAGAGCAACUCAUCGUGGGGGAGCUGGCUGCGGUCCCAGUGGCCUUUUGGUGGCAUGUAUGGGAUCCGGAAGGCGAUCCAAAGUAAAGAGUAUAUGCAUCAUAGAGAAACGCCUUGGAAGGGGAUAAACGAGCGCGAUCCCAACUCAUCUUAGGUCAGGUCUUGUUGUAAAUAGAUUCGUCGAAUGUAUAUAGACUAAUG